GUAAAGCUGAGAGCACAUCAGCGUAGUGACCUUCUCACUCGGUUUUGACAGCACGGCUCGUCAUGGAAAAGAGGGCGUGCGACAGACAGACACACAGACAGACAGACAGACAGACGGGCAGAGAGACAUCAUCACGUCGUGCAAUGUCCUGUUGCUGCCACUCAGACUAACCAGAGGCACACAGCACUGCUGGCAAGCACAAAAAACCAACAAACUAGUCGUGCUGACAGACAAAGCGAUUCCCUCCCCAACCGCCCCCUAAUCGCAGAGAGACAAGAACGCAGAAGACAGAGAGAGAGAGGGGCUUGUCUUGACGUAGCCGACACACCCAUAACGUACGUACGCACACCAAGCGCCUACAAGCGGCUCUUCGAUUAAGUAGCCCAUGCAUGGUUUGCACACAUCUACAUGCAAUCACACGUCCACGCAUACGCCACACGAAUUAAUAUUGAACGUCAGAGCAGCCGAGUCAUGUUUGUGUCACUGACAACCGUGACUCGAGAGGAAAAAAGUCAUGAUGACCCCCGAGCGAGAUCCAACGUUGAUCACAUGGACGGAUGGGUGAGAUCGACACACGAGGUAGAACACAAGCAGCCGCCCCAGCAUCAUGCUCCAUCGGCAUUCAAAAACAAGCCGGCGCGAUGCCGCCGGAUCAACGCCUCGAUCAGGUGGUCAAGGCCUCCUCCAAAGUCGUAGCUGUUGGUCGCCACGAAGAGACCAAGCCCGAUCUCCGGAGCGAGCAAGACGUACGUGACCCACAACCAGUCGGUUCCGUCAUGCUCGAGCACCCGACCUUUGGCCCAUGUGCUCGAGCUCACACCCCAGCCCAUAGAGUAGUCGGGCGACCCAGGUGGCGGCGAGUGCAGCUCGUCAAAGCUGUCGGCGCUCACGAUACCGUCCUUUGCACCGGUGGCAUUUGCGAGGUGUUCGACCAUAAACUUUGCGUAGUCGGCCACGGAGCAGUGCACCGACCCCGCUGGCCCGAUAGCUGGCGGGAUAUUACUAACCACGUCAGCGAGCGCAGGCGGAAUGGCCGUCCAGUGACCCGGGACUCCCCAGUGACCCCACGGCUGGUCUCGACCCGAGCCGUCCGGCGCUCCGAAGCCACACGAGGCCAUCCCCAGCGCCUCAAAAAUCUCCACUCGAACGAACUCUUCCCACGACACUCUCGUCACUUCCUCCAUCAUCACUCCCGCAACCACGUAGCCGGCAUUGCUGUAAUUAUGCUCUCCCCGUGGACCCACAGGCGGCUCGGCGAGCAGCUCGGCCGCGUAGUCCCGUCGCUGCUCGAUGAUCGGAGUCGAAUCAGUGAAGAGGGACGCCCAGGAGAAAUGCUCAGUGAAGAGUUUUGUUGGGAGUCCGCCGGUGUGGUAGAGCAGCUCUCGCAGCGGGACGUCGACGUACUCGUCGCGCAUCGAGGGCACCAGGUCGGGAAGGAUCUCACCGAUGGUCGCCUCCCACGACAGCAGUCCUCGGUCGACCAGCACAGCGGCAAGGGUCGCUGUGAUAGCCUUGCUGACGGAGUUGAGGAGCCACAGAUCGUCGGUCUGCACUUGCUCCUCAUACCCAAUCGCACGCACGCCAGUUGCCGCCAUCUCCACCACUUGUCCAUUGUGCACCGAGACUGCGGCCAGUGCGGGGAGUUGCCGGCCGGUGCGAAUCGCCUCCAGGACCGAUUGCAGACCUCCGUCCCCCGCCACGCCGACAUCGAUAUCUUGCGGCAGUCUUGACGCCGGGUCUGCGGCGAGUGCGGGUAGUUGCAGGCUGGUGCGGAUCGCCUCCAGGACCGAUUGCAGACCUGCCACGCCGAUAUCUUCCGGGAGUCCUGACGCCAGGUCUGCGCUGGCACACAAUAGGGCGGCGAAAACGAACGGGAGGGUGAAUCGUUUCGCCAUGGGUGGCAGAUACAGAUGGAAUAGAGCAGGGGCCCAGAUAUCCCUAGGCCUGCGCGGAGAGCACUGCAGCAAAUACAGGUACGCAGUGCCCUGCCUGCCCCCCGCUCACGUACCUGCUCAAGUCAGCUUCUGCAAGGGCAUCUACUGGGCGGUGAUCAGCGAGUAAAGGGAUGAAUGCAGAAUCACGUCCUCCAGUAGCGGGAGUCGUUAGCGUACGUGCAUUUGAAUGUGCACCGCGCCAACCGGGCAGCCAGGGCAGACACAGGAGCUGACUCAGACAGAUGUAUCAAAGAGCCCCCGGACGGGAAGAAACCGGGCUUUCGAUG
This is a messenger RNA of Vitrella brassicaformis, 2221 nucleotides long. NCBI's taxonomy places the organism in Eukaryota, Vitrellaceae. The record is from the annotation of a GenBank genome assembly.